AUGUAUAUUCUUGGAGUGAAAGCCGAAGAUGUUAUAGUACAGUUUGUACCGUUACCCAAAACCUACAUAGCCACAGUGCAAACCUUUGAAUACUAUUUUAUACCCUGGAGAAAUCUGAUUUUUGAACGUUAUAAAUUUAAUAGUCGUGUUCAGCAACCAGAACCAGAAAAAACACAGGAGACUCCGAUAAAAAAUAAAAAAGAAAAAAAAAAUUCACGAAAAUAUAAAAGAAAGAAGAAAGACAGCAGUAGUAGUAACGAAGAGAUCGACGAGAUAGAUCUUUUGGAAAGUGAGUCAGAUUAUGAAGUUUUAGGAAAAAGUAAAUCUCCUUCGCCUUUUCCUGAAGUGCAAAAUGUCGAGGAUACGUUGGAAUUAGGAAAUAUGGGCGAUUAUGAAAUUGGCGAAUCCUCAACCCAUCACCAACAACAACCAAAUGGAACAUCCGAAACAACUGCGGACAUUGCUGCUAAGCAAGAAAAUUUUAUGGUUAAUGAUUUUGUGAUAACGAAGUUUAAAACCAACAAACGAGAUCGAUUUUACAUAUCAAAAGUGGAAGAACUUUUAGAAUCCUCUGUAAUUAUUAGCUCCCUUAGAAUGAAAGAGGUCACUAAAGAGCAAAUUGUGCAAAAAGUAAAGUUGAGGGAUAUUCAGAGAGGAAGAGAUUUCUUUACUCUACCUGAGGGUUUUGAUCUAGAAUAA
Messenger RNA from Ceutorhynchus assimilis (cabbage seed weevil), 699 nucleotides. The record is from the annotation of a GenBank genome assembly. NCBI's taxonomy places the organism in Eukaryota, Metazoa, Arthropoda, Insecta, Coleoptera, Curculionidae.